UUGGCUGGAAUCGAUCUCGCCCUCUCCACCAAACCCGACCACCCGAUCCCCCGGAGAGCCGGAGAGGAGACGACCAAGGCCAGGCGGCGUCGCCUACCGUCACCAUGCUCAGGGUCGCAGGCCGACGCAUCUCCUCCCACCUCGCAUGGCGCCCCGCCGCGGCCGCCUCCACCGGCAGGAGCCCCCUCGCCGGCGGCCUCCUCGGCGAUGACUCCUCCCGCGACCAAAAGCCGUGCUUCGCCGUCCAAUCCCCCUUCUGUGCCGCCGCCAGAGGCUUUUCGGCUGAAACUCUUGUUCCAAGGAACCAGGAUGUAGGCUUGGCUGAGGUCCCUGCAACUACGGCAGCUCUGAAGAAUCCCAGUGCAAAAAUUGUCUAUGAUGAGUAUAACCAUCAGAGGUACCCGCCUGGUGACCCCAGCAAGCGCGCCUUUGCCUACUUUGUGUUGAGUGGUGGGAGAUUUGUCUACGCAUCCUUGUUACGUCUGCUCGUCUUAAAGUUCGUCCUGAGUAUGUCAGCAAGUAAGGAUGUGCUUGCCCUCGCUUCCCUUGAGGUUGACCUGUCAAGUAUUGAGCCUGGUACCACUGUGACUGUGAAGUGGCGGGGCAAGCCAGUUUUCAUCAGGCGCAGGACAGAAGAUGAUGUGAAGCUGGCCAACAGUGUUGAUGUUGCAUCUCUACGUGACCCACAGGAGGAUGCAGUGCGUGUCAAGAACCCUGAGUGGCUUGUUGUCAUUGGUGUCUGCACUCACUUGGGCUGCAUUCCCCUUCCCAACUCUGGGGAUUUCGGUGGCUGGUUCUGCCCAUGCCAUGGCUCACACUACGACAUCUCAGGUAGAAUCAGGAAGGGCCCAGCACCCUACAACCUGGAGGUCCCCACCUACAGUUUCUUGGAGGAUAACAAAAUGCUUAUCGGCUAAGAUCACUGACCAUAGGAUUAAUCUUAUGGUGCUGUGCUGCCAUUUUGUGUUGGUUUGACAAUUCACCUUUUUGUUGCUCUGAGUAUACCUUUGAUGGGCUGUUAUCUAUCUGAGUGCAAUGCUCUUACUAGCACCCGAUAGUAAAGAAUAAUCUGCUGCUACUUUGGUACUGUUAAUUAAUUUCCAAAAAUGUCUCUGUUUUCAGAGCUCAGUAGGAACGAUCAUAUUGUAAUAUCUUAGCUGCCACUUUGAAGGUUAUGUAUGUUUUCAGUCAACUUUUUGUCA
Molecule: messenger RNA, 1202 nt
Organism: Lolium rigidum
Lineage: Eukaryota; Viridiplantae; Streptophyta; Magnoliopsida; Poales; Poaceae
Product: cytochrome b-c1 complex subunit Rieske, mitochondrial-like
Exons: 2
Coding region: 105-917 (270 amino acids)
Biological process (GO): mitochondrial electron transport, ubiquinol to cytochrome c
Cellular component (GO): membrane
Molecular function (GO): quinol-cytochrome-c reductase activity; 2 iron, 2 sulfur cluster binding
Source: RefSeq, a predicted model, not a curated record